AUGGCGGAAGUUUUCCAAGCAGAGGCGCAAUGGCUCGCCCAGAUGAAUGCCAUGAAACAAGCCAUCUCAGACCUCAAAUUGCCCCCACUAGAAGAGGGCUCGCAGAUGUACGGAGCGGAUGUCAAUUUCGAUCAGGACUCAUCCGACUCUUACGAUGACGAUGACAUCUGGGACGUCGACGGCGAGCUAAAUGAGAGCUCACUGAGCGAUGGGGGUGGCAUCAAUGGUUUUGACCCGCUGGAAUUCUCUGCGGAGGCGGCGCAUGGUCGCUCAUGGUUGCGCCAGAAGUGUGAAGACUUCUCAAAAGCACGCUCGGGUAUGAAUGCCGAAGACCUGGAGCAGCAGCUCACUGCCCUGUUAGCCUCUGAUAGUUCGGACGAGGAGCUUCAGAUGCUAUUGGCAGACAUGAUCGGCUACGAUGAUCUUGACUUUGUCAUUGAGCUUAUCUCCAACCGCAAAGACGUGUUAAAGCAGCCAUCGGCCUCUGUCAAGCAGACCGAGGGGCUUCUUGCGGGCCUACAGACCAAACAAGAACGAGAAGCCUUCCUGCGGCAGCAAGACUAUGAGCACAAGCACGCAAAGCUCGCCGCAGCACAGAGCCGCAGUGGCCCACAUUACCCCCACGUCUACAAGUCUGCGACUGCUGCAACUGGUAAUACGUUGGACAUCUCGGGUCGGCGGUAUGCUCUUCCUCUAGGAAGCGAGCGUAAAGAGUACGCCAAGUAUGAAGAGUAUUCAAUUCCUGCGACGAAGGUCGGUAGCAUUGCAGCUGGACAAAGACUCGUCCCCGUCGCUGAAAUGGACGCACUCUGCCAAAAGACGUUCAAGGGGUACCAGAGUUUGAACAGAAUGCAGAGCCUCCUCUACCCUGUGGCCUAUGGCACCAGCGAGAAUAUGCUUGUCUGUGCCCCUACCGGUGCCGGAAAGACCGACGCCGCCAUGCUUACUAUCCUCAACACCAUCUCGCAUAACGUUGUGCCCAGCCCGGCGGAGGAGCCACAAGCUACCGAUUUUGUGUUGCAAGCAAGCGACUUCAAAAUCGUCUAUGUUGCUCCCAUGAAAGCCCUGGCAGCCGAAAUCACCGAGAAGCUUGGGAAGCGACUGGCUUGGCUUGGUAUCCAAGUUCGAGAGUACACCGGCGACAUGCAUUUGACCAAAAAGGAAAUCACUGCUACACAGAUCAUCGUCACGACUCCCGAGAAGUGGGAUGUGGUGACCAGGAAGAGCACGGGCGACACCGAACUUGUGCAAAAGGUCCGGCUUCUGAUCAUUGAUGAGGUUCACAUGCUACACGAUGAGCGUGGCGCCGUGAUUGAGUCGCUGGUUGCAAGAACAGAGCGACAGGUUGAGAGCACGCAGUCGCUGAUUCGGAUUGUCGGUCUCUCUGCGACGUUGCCCAACUAUAUCGAUGUCUCAGACUUUCUCAAAGUCAACAGAAUGACCGGUCUCUUCUAUUUCGACGGUUCUUUCAGACCCGUUCCUUUGGAACAACACUUCAUCGGUGUCAAAGGAAAAGCAAAUUCCAAGACAUCGCGUGACAAUCUAGACUCUGUCACGUUCGAAAAGAUCAAAGCGCUCCUAGAGCAGGACAAGCAGGUAAUGGUGUUUGUACAUUCGAGAAAGGACACUAUCAACACAGCCCGGACUCUUUACUCGAUGGCGGUUGAUGACGGUUGUGCCGAUCUGUUCGCUCCAAAUCCUGAUGAUGGAGCAUAUCAACGAGCCAUGGGAGAUCUCAAACAGACUCGCCAACGAGAACUUCGAGACAUCGUCCCCAAGGGCUUUGGCAGUCAUCACGCCGGUAUGGCACGUUCGGAUCGAAAUUAUGUGGAGCGGGUCUUCGCCGAUGGAGCGAUCAAGGUGCUUUGUUGUACAGCGACUUUGGCAUGGGGUGUGAAUCUUCCGGCAGCUGCAGUCAUCAUCAAAGGGACACAGCUAUACAGCUCGGAUGCUGGCAAAUUCGUUGACAUUGGCAUCCUGGAUGUGCUACAGAUCUUCGGUCGUGCUGGCCGUCCCCAAUUUCAGGACUCCGGCAUCGGCUACAUCUGCACCACGCAUGACAAGCUGCAGCACUACUUAUCUGCUGUGACCCAACAACAGCCAAUCGAGUCAAAAUUCUCCCAGAAGCUUGUCGAUAAUUUGAAUGCUGAGAUUUCUCUGGGCACGGUUACGACUGUUGCUGAGGCCAUCACAUGGCUCGGUUAUUCGUACUUGUUUGUCCGAAUGCGUCGCAACCCACAAGCAUACGGCAUCGACUGGAAUGAGCAACAAGAUGAUCCACAGCUGGGUCAGCGACGGCGGAAACUGAUUGUUGACGCUGCCAGAACACUUCAUCGAAGUCAGUGCAUCAUCUACAACGAGAAAACCGACGAGCUCAAGCCCAAGGAUGUCGGUCGCAUUGCAAGUUUCUUCUACGUUCAGCACAGCAGCAUAGAGAUUUUCAACACCAUGCUGCAGCCCCUCGCAUCCGAAGCAGAUGUGCUCAAGAUGAUCAGCAUGAGUGCAGAAUUCGAUAAUAUCACUUCUCGCGAGAAUGAAGCGCAGGAGCUGCAUCAUCUGAAGCAGGAGUUUACAUGGUGCGACAUUGACGAUGGCAAGCGGACCGAAAAGGACAGCAAGACUGACGAGAAAGAGCUGAAGAUCAUUCAAAACCAUGCAAAGACCAAUAUCUUGCUCCAGGCCUACAUCUCACGAGCGAGGAUCGAAGACUUCGCGCUGUCUUCCGAUUCAAAGUAUGUCGCCGACAAUGCUGGCAGAGUCUGUCGAGCUGUCUUCGAGAUCGCUCUCAAUAGAGGAUGGGGUAACCUCAGCCAGGUCCUCCUCACCAUGUGCAAGGCGAUCGAGAAGAGGAUGUGGCCAUUCAAGCAUCCCUUUCACCAAUUUGACCUUACGCCGCCUGUACUGCGCAAUCUUGAUGAAAAGCUUCCUUCCUCCAGCAUUGAGAGUCUGCGUGAGAUGCAAGUCGCUGAAAUUGGCAGUUUGGUCCAUAAUCAAAAGAUGGGUGGCACCAUAGCGAGGUUGUUGGACAACUUCCCUACGGUAUCAAUCGAAGCUGAAAUAGCGCCACUGAAUCGAGACGUUCUUCGCAUACACCUGUACCUCUACCCAGACUUUGUGUGGAACGAUCGCCAUCAUGGUACCUCGGAAUCGUAUUGGGUGUGGGUUGAGAACUCGGAGACUUCGGAGAUCUAUCAUCACGAACAAUUCAUUCUUAACCGCAAGAAACUCCAUGACAAUCACGAGCUGAACUUCACCAUCCCUCUGGCCGAUCCGCUUCCGGCUCAAAUCUAUGUCAGAGUCAUCUCGAACAAGUGGGUGGGCUGCGAAAGUGUUCAUCCGAUAUCUUUCCAGCAUUUGAUUCGACCAGACACUGAAACUGUUCAUACCGAUCUGCUUGACCUACAACCACUUCCGGUUACCGCCCUGAAGAAUCCACUAAUCGAGGAUAUCUACCGGCAGCGGUUUCACUUCUUCAAUCCUAUGCAGACACAGAUCUUUCAUACCUUGUACCACACCUCCAACAAUGUCCUCUUGGGGUCGCCUACGGGAUCAGGCAAGACGGUGGCCGCCGAGCUCGCUAUGUGGCAGGCAUUUCGCGACCACCCUGGCAGCAAAGUCGUGUACAUUGCGCCCAUGAAAGCACUUGUAAAAGAGCGUGUGAAGGACUGGGGCAAACGUUUAGCUGGCCCGUUGGGACUGAGCAUCGUUGAGUUGACAGGGGACAACACGCCAGACACGAAGACCAUCCGCGCGGCCGACAUCAUCAUCACAACUCCCGAAAAAUGGGAUGGCAUUAGUCGAUCGUGGCAGAACCGAUCUUACGUUCGACAAGUCUCCCUAGUGGUCAUAGACGAGAUUCACUUGCUCGGCGGCGACCGUGGACCCAUCCUCGAAAUCAUUGUUUCCCGCAUGAACUACAUUGCUGCGCAGGCCGAAGCUGGAACCAUUCGCCUACUUGGCAUGUCCACAGCAGCUGCCAACGCUACAGAUCUGGCCAACUGGCUAGGUGUUAAACCUGGUAACAACCAAGGUCUCUUCAACUUCCGACACAGCGUUCGUCCAGUGCCGCUCGAGAUGUAUAUUGAUGGGUUUCCUGAACAGAAAGGGUUCUGCCCGCUGAUGCAAUCCAUGAACCGGCCAACAUUCCUUGCUAUCAAGAAUCACAGCCCGGAUAAGCCGGUCAUUGUCUUUGUGGCCUCACGGAGACAGACACGUCUAACAGCGAAAGACCUCAUCAAUUAUUGCGGCAUGGAAGAAGAUCCACGCCGAUUCUUGCACUUUGACAGUGAGGAUGAUCUGCAGCUCACGUUAUCCACAGUCAAAGAUGACGCCUUGCGAGAAGCCCUUGGUUUUGGCAUCGGCCUGCAUCACGCAGGGCUUGUGGAGUCAGAUCGUUCGUUGGCGGAGCAGCUUUUCGCCAACAACAAGAUCCAAGUCCUAGUCGCCACAAGUACACUUGCUUGGGGGAUCAAUCUGCCGGCACAUCUGGUCGUUGUGAAGGGUACACAGUACUUCGAUGCGAAGACAGAAGGGUACGUGGACAUGGAUCUGACAGACGUACUGCAGAUGCUUGGUCGCGCUGGCCGCCCUCAAUUCGACACAUCGGGCAUCGCCCGAAUAUUCACCAAGGAGGCAACCAAACCAUACUACAAGCACUUCCUGAACAUCGGCUUUCCCGUUGAAAGCUCGCUUCACAAAGUUCUCUCCAACCACUUGGGCGCCGAAUGCUCCGCUGGAGUCAUCCAGACCAAACAAGAUGCCCUCGACUACCUUACUUGGACCUUCUUCUUCCGGCGUCUGCACAAGAAUCCUACUUACUAUGGUCUUGAAAUAUCUGCGGAACAACAUCGCGAUGAACCGCUUGUUGCCCGGCAGCUCGCUGCAGAUUACAUCGUCAACCUCGUGGACAAGUCCCUUGAUGAUCUGGCAGAGUCGGACUGCGUGCUUGUCCACUCCAACGGCGAUGUUGACUCGACACCGUUUGGCAAGAUUAUGAGCUACUACUACCUCUCUCACUUGACGAUUCGCAACUUCCUCGCCAAAGCACGAGCGCUACCCGCCGGCAAGGUGGACUUUGCGAAUGUGCUCGCGUGGGUCUCGCAAGCGACCGAGUUCGAUGAGCUGCCGGUCAGACACAAUGAGGAUCUCGAAAACGCAGUCCUUGCGGAGAAUCUGCCCCUGGAUACGGCGGGGCUCAUGCCCGAUAUGCCGAUGUGGGACCCUCACGUUAAGUCCUUCCUGCUCCUGCAGGCGCAUAUGAGUCGUGCGGACUUGCCGAUCCGGGACUACAUCGGCGACCAGAACAGUGUGCUCGAUCAGACCGUCCGUAUCGUACAAGCUGGGAUCGAUGUCAUGACCGAGCUCGACCGGUUCGACUGUGUGCUGGAGCUCAUCAAGGUGCUGCAAUGUGUCAAGAGCGCACGCUGGCCAACCGAAUAUCCACUGAGUAUCAUGCCAUGGGUCUCACCUGAUUGGAAUCCAAAACGGGACGGCAAGGUACCGAAGGAUCUGAUCACGGCGAGUGAGCUUGCCCUGAAAGAAGGGCGCGUCUCCACGGACAAAAUGAUGAACGAGCUCGGCGUCCGAGGCAACUCACGCAGCGAAUUCGUCCGAGCCUUGAACCACCUACCCGUCCUGAACGUCAAAGCGGACAGCAAGGAAGGUGAAGUCGUAGUCACCGCCACGAGGAAGAACAGCCUCAUGAACGCCGAAGGCCGCAUCUACGCGCCAAGACUGAGCAAGCCGCAGACCGAAGGCUUCUUCGUCGUGGCUGUGCCCCAUGGUGGGAAGGGUAUCGCGGCGCUGAAGCGCCUCAAUUGGCCCAUCGGCCAGGGCGGCAGGGGUCGAGCCGGGCUGAUGAGCAAUACGAGGUUGAAGCUCGUGCCGGAAGAGGUCGAGAGGGUGGUGGACAUCAUUGUGGUCAGCGAUAGCUACCCGGGCAUGGAGUGGAGAGUGGGCGGAGUAGUGGUGCCCCCGAGCGUGCAGCAGAAGGUGGAUACCGUUGAGGUGCCCAUCGAUGAGGGUCUGGUGAAGAAGGCGAAAAUAGCGGCUGCUGAGGGCAGUGGAUCUUGA
Messenger RNA from Cyphellophora europaea CBS 101466, 6072 nucleotides. RefSeq lists its product as uncharacterized. The record is from RefSeq and is a predicted model, not a curated record. Gene Ontology annotation, molecular function: nucleic acid binding; ATP hydrolysis activity; ATP binding. Lineage: Eukaryota; Fungi; Ascomycota; Eurotiomycetes; Chaetothyriales; Cyphellophoraceae. The coding region runs from base 1 to 6072 and encodes 2023 amino acids. The transcript has a single exon.